ACCUAGGAAAAAGAAAAGGGAAGGGUGAAAUGAAAUUUAUAGUCCUUGUAGUUUCUCCAAUUUUUCACCUUGGUCCAUGUAGUUCCAAUAUUUGCAAUUAAGGGCCUCUGGUUUAAUCAAGUUUGCAAUCGACUCUAAUUCGUUAAGUCUGUCGAACGAGUUGACCGAAAGAUGACGUGUUUAGCAAAUGGAAGUGUUUUCUGCCUGACCCAAAUUGUCUAUGUUAUCCCUGCAAGUGCUAAUGUAUUGCUCUCGUUAUCUUUUCAUCCUUGACAAAUUUAAUGCAUUGUUGUUGAUUUCCAUUUAAGUAAGCUAAUGUCUUUAUUGCCAAAUUGAAACUACAUGGAACAAAGUAGAAAUCAAGAAUACUAUGAGAAUUAUGCAUGUUAUUUGGCCAAAAAGAAAAACCGGCAGUAACCGGCCAUUACUGUCUCCAAUGCAUCUUUUACUUUGCCGUUUUUCAUCAAAAAUAUUCUUUUGCUUAGUAACGUACAUACUUUUGUCAAAGGUCCGCGACUUUGGUCGAUACAGAAUACUUUCCUAAUUGACGUGUCAGAGUCUUAUCUUUAUAAGUCAUAGCUAAUUCAUAUUUGGUAAUUGGGAUUCUCUAUUCAUUAAGAGGCUAUCUGGGCCUUGCCAAAAUCUUUCUCAUUUAUUAUUUUACCUAUCCCAGUCCUCUCAACUGUGAACGAGUGCAUUCAAGGCUAGAGAUAUUAUGCAUUUGUCAAGUUUUGUAUGGUUCAGGUUAGGGAAUGUCAAAUGAAAAUGACUAGAGUCUUUGAUUUGUCCAAAUCAAGCAUUGCCAUUACAGUGAGUUCUGUCUUCUCUAUGGACGGCCAACAAGACAAUGCUAUUCAACCAUUUGAUGAAGCAUGGUUUGAUGUGGCUAAUCCAUGUGGGAAAGAAUUUGAACUGCCAAAUGCCUCUUCUCCUAUCCACCCACGAUGGAGUGACAAAAGCAACAACUUGGUUUUCUUGCAAGACCAACAGCUUCAUACUCCAGAUAUACUUGAAAAUUCUUAUGACCUGGAGACAAUCAGACCUUGUGCUGGAAAUCAAGUGGAUUCUUGUCCAAUCAUGGAAAUGGGGACUUCAAUAGCCAACUUUGUUCCAGUAGUCAAUCCACAAGAAGGUACUUCCAUAGGUAACCACAAGGUCCACUUUCCUAGAUCAACUGGUGUACUUAAAUCUGAAUUUGAGGGUGCCUUUCCUGAGGUGAAUCAACAUGUUUAUGCGCCCACCUCUGCUAGCUAUUCUUGGAAGGGAGUAGAUAUUAAUUUUCCUUUAAGAAAUCAAGAGUCUCAUGCCGUUAACUCUACCAAUUCACCGUCCAUUAGUUCAACCAAGUCCUUGUGUUUGAAAAACAAUCCAACCCAUGCUCCCAGAUUUCCUAAUACAUCUGGGUUUGGCCCAAGUGUCUACAUCCCUCCUAGUAAACAAUUAACUCACUUCUGUACUUCAUCAAAUGCAUUUCGAUUAAAUUCAGAUGAUUACAUCAUCAAAGAUCAUGUCUGCUCGGGAUUCCACUUUACUAUCCUCGGUCUAAUUUCUAGCUCUGGAUCCUCAUCUUCUUUAGGAUCAAGUGGCUGUCACCCUGUGAGAAACCAGGAAAUCAGAUCUUCUAGCUUCACUGAUUCACCAUCCUUACAAAAUGGCUUGUCUGUUCGGUCGAAUCAAGUGGCUUACAAAUUUGGGGGUAGUGCAAAUGGGGACAUAAAUCAUGGUCUAAGCCACCUUCAGGCUGUUAGCCAUGGUACAGGAAUUACAUCAAAUGUGCCUGUCCCAGUGGAAAACCAAGUAGAAACAUCAACCCAAGCUCCUCGGUCUAAUUGUCACAGUUCAGAAAAGAACCAAACUUUUGGUCCUAGCUCAUUGAAGAAUGGCCGCUGUGAUGUAAAAUACACAUGCAAGAUCUGUAAGAGAGAAUUCCCUAAUUAUAAUUCCUUAGGAGGGCAUAUGAGUUUUCAUGCAAAGAUGAAAAAGGCAAAGAGAAAAUUGGACGGCUAAAAAGAUGCCUUGCAUAUACUCCUUUGGGUCAAGUAAUGUAUCAAGGGCCAAAGAAUUGUCUUCGCCUAGGAUUGAGCAUAAUGGAGGCCUGACAACAUUUUAUCCCUGCCAGCACAAUCCUUCUAUAUGAAUGUUUCGUUCAAGAGUGUUACUCUGCAGAUCUUAAUCUCAGUGGACAUAUUUUUCUUAGUUUUUUUUUUCUUGUCCUUAGAUUUAAUGUAGGACCUUGAUGUGAAGUAACUUUAGCUCUUUCCUUAAUUGAGCAAUCAUUUUUCGCUUUUCCCUUUUUGGUUUAAGUCCAUCUCAAUGUGGUUUGUGUGGAUGUGAAGUUAAAAAUCAAAUUAUUUGCAAUCAUUGAAUGCUGGUUUUAUUUACUAUCCUUAGAAGAUUUCAGAUAAUGUAUGUAUUCUUGACAUUGAUUGGUUUCAAAAUUAAACCAUCACCAUGAAAUCGUUCUAGAUUCAGUUUCCAGUCAGUGCUUUGAACUUCAUAUCUCCAUAUAUUAUGAGAAAGUGCAUACUUUGUUGUAGAUUUGAGUUGAAUUCAUGGUAAUCUCGACUACUUAUGUAACGGCUUGAUUGAUUCAGGACCAAAGUAAUAAACUAUAUAGCUGAUAUUGCUGUUGUUACUUUGUUACAAUGUAAUUCUGUACUGGUAGUAGGUGUGCAUUCUGUUUAAAAUUAUGGAUAAUCUAUCGUUAUGUCACAUUAUGGAGCCCUGUUAUUGACAUAAAAUGCAUAUUCCAUGAUAGUUGUAGUAGAAUGUUGGUCAUAAACUCAUAAUUAAGACAGGUUCGGUCAUUGUAUCUCUCUGGCAAUUCAUACAUGUCUUAUGUUUUCUAGUUUUAAAACUAUUUAUAGUGUUCACAAGAUUAUCUUUCGAGUGCUCUUAUAGUGUGGAUUAUGACAUUUUUCUCAAAGAAUUAAUUAAAUUUCUGUGUGUGGGUUCUGUGCAAACUUUAGGUCUCCAAAGAUUCAGAAAUAAAGAUUGGUUCAAGCAGAAGCCAUCUUCCCAGUAGUCAUAUAAAAAGCUCAAAAUGCUCACUGCUUACUGCUAUUCCAGUUGUAGAGAUUUUUUUUUUAUGUCAGGAAAAGAAGUAGCCUUAUUUUUUAACCACUCCUGUGUUACCAUCUCUGUGCUUUGUUGUAUGUGUUGUUUAAGCAAUUGUGAGAUACUUUUGUGAGCCA
This is a messenger RNA of Prunus persica (peach), 3194 nucleotides long. RefSeq lists its product as uncharacterized. The record is from RefSeq and is a predicted model, not a curated record. The coding region runs from base 736 to 2007 and encodes 423 amino acids. The transcript is spliced from 2 exons. NCBI's taxonomy places the organism in Eukaryota, Viridiplantae, Streptophyta, Magnoliopsida, Rosales, Rosaceae.